GCGAGGUGUUCGCAGGCCCACUUGUUCCUAGGUAGCGGCGCAAGACAGACGUGGACACGCAGCAUGUUAGCAAAGGAGACAAAAUCUGCAAUGGUUGCUGUGGGAAGAGAGGAUGUGCGUUCCGGUCCCCAGGUGCCACAAUGGUAUGCCGGCCGGUCAGUGCUGGUGACGGGGGCCACCGGCUUCCUGGGGAUAGCCAUCGUGGAGAAGCUGCUGCGGUCCUGCCCUCAGAUUGGCACUAUCUAUAUACUGGUGCGGCCCAAGCGUGGACAAGACCCUCAGGAGAGGCUGGAAGCCUAUGUGUCCAAUGUGAUGUUCUCAAAGAUUCGAGGAGAGCGGCCUGACUUCGCGCGCCACCUGUUCGUGAUCGCCGGCGAUGUCAGCUCCCCAGACUUCCAGCUGGAAGACCAGGACAUGGCGUCCCUGCGGCGUGACGUCAGCGUCGUCUUCCACUGCGCCGCCAGCGUCCGCUUCGACGACAGCUUGCGCCAGGCCGUCACCACCAAUGUGGUGGGGACUAAGCGCAUGUUGCAGCUGGCCGAGCAGCUGCCGAACCUGCAGGCAUUCCUGUACAUCUCGACCUCCUUCUGCCACUCAGACCAUCAAGUGAUUGAAGAAAAAUUAUACCCGGCAAAAGCAGACCCAGAAAAGAUUAUGAAUAUUGUUUCCUCGAUGGAUGACGAUCUUUUAGGGCUUAUAACACCAAAGUUGUUGGGGAACCUACCAAACACGUACGCCUUGACGAAGAACCUGACAGAGGAGCUGGUGGCGAGGUACUCCGACCGGCUGCCUAUCGUCAUUGCCAGGCCGUCCAUUGUGACACCGGUCUGGAGGGAGCCGGUAGAAGGCUGGGCACCGAAUAUGAAUGGACCAGUCGGCUUCUUCGUAGCUGGUGGGAAAGGCGUGCUGAGGGCUAUGCUGGCAUGCCUCAACUUCAAAACGGACAUCGUACCCAUCGAUUGCACGGCGAACGCCAUCAUCGCAGUGGCGUGGCAUUUUGGAGAGACGAGGCAGGCGAGCCCCUAUGUUUGCAACAUAACUAAUGGGGAACAGAACCGCAUCACCUGGGGAGAGCUCAUGAAGAAUCUGAUCAGGAUAGAUACAACAGAGGUUCCUCUGAGACCAAUUCUGUGGUAUCCUCAGCCAAUUGUGACGACUUCAGUCCUGUGGUACACAAUCUGCCACUUCUUCCUCGAAUUCUUGCCUGCAUAUAUCCUCGACUUCUUCAUCCGUCUUUCUGGAAGGAAACCAUUCUUGGUGCACGUAAAAAAUCGUUUACAUUCGGCCAAGAUCAUGAUGGGAUAUUACGUGCUACAUGAAUGGACAUUUAUCAACAAAAAUAUUGUGUCUAUGUAUGAAUUGAUGGCUCCUGAGGAUCAAGAAACCUUUUAUUUUAAUCUUAAGGAAGUCAAUCAGUAUGAAUAUUGUAAAAAGUCACUUAUUGGAGCGAAGCGGUACAUUCUGAAUGAGAGCAUCGAUGAUAUACCCGGUGAUUUGAGAUACAUGAGAAGGAUGUACUAUUUGCACGUUAUAGUGCGGACACUUUUCUAUGGCCUGUUACUCUGGCUACUGUACUCCAUGUCAGAGCCAGCACUGGAGAUGGUUGAAACUGCAAUGGAAUAUUUGACUUCUGUGUUUUAUGGAGCUCCUGUUAUUAGAGCACUCGCUUACGAUGUUCCUGUUUCUUCUACUGUGUUGCCAGACGAUGUGGUUGAUGUGAAAAACAGCUGUUGCCAGUUUUGUUCAAAUAAUUAACUUCAAUAUUACACUAGUAACUGACUCCAAUAAAAAUACCUCAUUCCAAAAUCUUCUAUGAAGGAGAAGCUUUUUUCACAAAAAGAAGAGUACACAUUUCAUAACCACAUAGUCCUGAUAGAAAAUCGCAAUUGGUAUGGAACAAUGGAAUAUUCAAAUUUAAAAACAUGGUUUAAUUCUUUGAAAUUACCAAAAAACUCUGCCUGUCCUGUUACUUUAAUUAAAUCUACACUGGUUUCAAAAUUGUUGAAUUACUGUACAUCAUGGUGUAUUUGUUAUCGCAAUAUAUCAUCAUUAACAACA
Molecule: messenger RNA, 2058 nt
Organism: Schistocerca cancellata (South American locust)
Lineage: Eukaryota; Metazoa; Arthropoda; Insecta; Orthoptera; Acrididae
Product: fatty acyl-CoA reductase 1-like
Exons: 9
Coding region: 64-1755 (563 amino acids)
Biological process (GO): long-chain fatty-acyl-CoA metabolic process
Cellular component (GO): peroxisome
Molecular function (GO): alcohol-forming very long-chain fatty acyl-CoA reductase (NADP+) activity
Source: RefSeq, a predicted model, not a curated record